This is a messenger RNA of Oryzias latipes (Japanese medaka), 7224 nucleotides long. The record is from RefSeq and is a predicted model, not a curated record. Lineage: Eukaryota; Metazoa; Chordata; Actinopteri; Beloniformes; Adrianichthyidae.
CACCAGGAGCACCGCAGCUCCGUUUUACCUGCCGUGUCUGUCACAGCACAGGUGCUGCUGCUGACCUUUACUCUAAAAGUGACUUUUAAAAAGAAUCUCACGCUUUUGCUGACACCGGCUCGGCAAAUUCCCCCGCACAUUUUUAGGAUGCCUGGCUGCGCCGGCCUAAAAGGGGAGAGCUUCCUGAACCGGCUGGAAUAGGAUGUCAACAAAUGACGCAGCAGAAGCGGAGCUCAGAGUUGUAGGAGGGGAGACAGCGGCGAUUCAGCGCGGGACAGCACCUCCGAGGAGCACAACCAGCGCACGGCAACACCAGCGAGACACAUUUGAUGGAAGAUUCCUGCGUGACCUUCAUCAGGGUGACACAAGUCCAGCUGAACAAGAUCAGUGUGCCAUCAGACAUGAAGAAACACACAAACCGCUAAUUUCAGAAGCAGAUGGGGUUAGGAAAGACGCAGCAUCACAUGAAGAGCUUUUGGAUGUGCAUAUCCAGAGCUCUGUCGGGCCCAGUUUCACCUCCUGCUUUUCCUUAAGACUGUCCAGAUCAAAGUUACAGCUUCAGGAGAAUUCAGAUGCCAGGUCGGGUCAGCAGACCAGUUCCACUGUUGCACAAGUGAAAGAGACAAAAGUUGCUAUCUCUGAGGGUAAUGGACUGAGGUCAUCACCGCCUGGCACGUCUGCAGAGCUGACCAGGAUCUGUCCCGUAACAGGGAAAACUCCUUUUCCAGUGAAGAGUGCGGCACAUAUCAUUCCAGAUGCUGUUAAUAACAAUUUGGGGAAUGCCACAGACUUCAGUUCUAUUGAAGGUCUGCCAAAUGGUGACUUUGGAUCUCAUGGUGGUUCACGCACUUCUCCAUGUGAAUUGCAAGAAAGAUCUUGCUCUGUAAGUGGAACUGAGAAAGAACAAAAUCAGCGAGAUUGUACAGUCUUCAAUAAGCAUCAUCUUUGGAAGGUUUCUGACUGUACUGCCAUGUUGUCUUCCACUGUGGUAACAGUUCUUGCUCCUCACUGGAGUGGAAGAGUGCGGCGACCCAAAAAAUUUGACGGAACUCUGAGUUCAGAAACUGUGGGGAAUUCGCAGGACUAUCCAUACAGUGAGCAUAUUUUGAACCGGGGUGGUGAAAGUCCCUUGAAUGCUAGAUCACAUGUGCCAAGAACAGUCCCAUCAAUGGGAAUUAGGAGGACUACAGUAGACUGGUCAUCUAAAAGUGAUCCAUCAAGCUUCAACUUGGGAUUUAAAAGGGAAAUGAGUCACUCUGUGUCUUUGGAUCCUGGUGCUAUAAGCUCUUCCAGCACCACUCCAUCAACCAGAGUGCCAUACUUCUUUGACCCAAAUAUACCAAUGAGGAAUCCCCAAACUGGCCAACAAGAAGCACUUUCAUCUGCAAGCUCUAAACUGGCAAACAGCAGUUUGCCUCUGUCAUUGAGAAAAUCAAAUUCCAACGACAGAAGCUCCAACAAAACCUCUGCCUUCCCUGUGGUUAACCUUUCACGUGUAAAAGGUUUUCCAAAUGAUCAAAACCAAAACAUGCUGACAAAGCAACACUCUCAACAGAACACAAAUGAGGAAGACAGACAGAAAUCCCUUUUUAUUCCAUCGUCUAGUUCUUAUAGGACUAAUGAAACUGGACCUGUCCUUUCCCCAAGGUCUUUCAGUCAGAAAGUUGUACACAAGGCAGAGGAUCCUGCCUUUACCCAACAACCCAAUGCAGUAAAUAAGAAUCUAACCACUGUUGCACCAUUCAGUCACUCACUUCAGACAAAAGGACUUUCAGCAAUUCAACAAAACUCCACAGUUUUGGAAAAAAAAUCAGAAUCCUGUUUGGACAAUUCCAUCUCCCCUUUAUCCAGCCAGUCCUUAUAUGGUCACACUACCAUUACAAAAACUCAUUCUCUUCCCAGACGACCCACUCUGACAUCCACCUCUUGGUGGAAACAAGUUUCUCAAGAAGGAAAUUAUCUCGCCGUUGAUAAAACAACCAAAGAACAGUCAAAAACAGCUGUGGUUCCUCCAUUUAAUCAUAAUGACCAAAUGGUCUAUUUAAAUCUGAAUGACAACAAGCAACUGGAUAAUCAUAUCUCAAGUAACAACAACCCAACAGAGUUGCUACUCAAAGAUGAUGUGAUCUCUGCUGUGAAGACAUUGUCAACUGACACAAGGAGACCGGACAAACAGGAGUGUGCGUCAGUUGUGAACAAAGAACCACAUAAAUCUUACAGCAUGCCAGAUGUAUUGAGCUGUAGAAUAAGCAGACCAACUGUGCCACUGAUGCCAAAGAACACUAAAGAUUUCCCGAAGCUUGAAGUAAGUAAUAGUUCCUUUAAAGCAAAUGUGAUUAAAAUUCCACCGACAUUGAUGACCCCCAAGUGGUCUGAUACCAUGCCAGAAACCAAUCCCAGACACAAAACUGGUGAUUGUCUGUCCAACACCUCAACUCUACAGUCUCCAAACAUGGACUCACAAAAGUUUGCCAAGUCUUAUGGUUUCCCCACUACUGUUAAUAGCCAAGUUGCUGCUUCUAAGGCUUCCUCUCCAAACAGAAAAAUAUGUUCUUUCCAUUUGUACACAGUUGAGACUCCUGCCCAACCCUCUUCACCACAAGCACCCAAAGUUACAAGCAAUCCCACUCCUAUUGGAUUUGAACGAAGUUAUGCUCGCAUCCCCAAACUUUAUUCUUCUAAAAAUCCAUCCAGCUAUACUCCGACAUUCAGCUUUCCCUCAAAAAUGAAUGGUAGCUCUGUAUCUGUCAGUUCCAUCACAUUGUACAGUGUUCCCAAAUCUCCUUCUUUCUCUCAUGCAGCCACAUCACCCACUUCUACCACAUCCACUUUACUGACUCCACCUUUAACCCCAGUCAUUCUAAGCCCCAACUCAGAAGCCUCCAUCUCCAAGGGAGAAAGUGUUUCUUGCAAAAUCCGAGAACAAGAACCUAAGAAAUCAACUGCAGAGAUGGGGGGUAAAAGAGUGAGACGAGUAACAUGGGGGGACCCAGUGGAUGUACACUCUUUAGAUUCUGAAAAUAUGCUAAAUCCAAAGCUACCAUCUCACUCAAUGUCAAAUCAAACCCUUUUUCCAUUUGCUCAAUCAGCUGAUUCAGAAAAAGAAUCAUCUCCUGUCAUUUCUCCCAGCUCUAAAAUGUCCAGCAUACAGGAUAAAGUUGGGGGAAAGUAUCGUUCUCUAUCAUCUGAUUGUGCUGACUUGGCAGCCAGUGGCAAAUACAGAUGUGGAGACUCUGUGACCUUUGAGCAGGAAAGACAAGAUUUAAAGACUUAUAGGCAAGAACGGACACUGUCGGCAGAGUCAGGCAUAACUCAGAGUCAACUUUCCUCUUCUUCCCAAUCUUAUGACUUUUCAAAUGGUUAUAACCUUCGUUACAGUACCACACCUUACUCCACUCUCAUGUCUAGCAGACAGGUACAGGAAGAAAUAAGACCCAAAGCCAAACGCAACCGAUUCCCACUUUUUUCUCCACCUACUCAUUCAAAUUUUAUGCAACAACAUGCAUUAGAACAUGAGCACUCUACAACAACAAAAAUGUCUAACCGCCCCAUGUCACCCGUAAGGCCAAGUCUGCCUCUCUCCUUACCCCCCCAAAACUUAACUACCUUGAAAGAAAGCUCAACAAGUAGACUGUCAAAUAUUGAUCAUAUCAACAACAACCAUAGCAAAGACAACACUCAAGACUCGAGACCACACAGCCAGUUACAACUCCUGGACAACAGAGUUCACAUCACCUUACAUUCAGCACCAGGUGAUGAAGCUGACGGCACCUCUUCAACAUGUGUAACUGAGACAUUGGUUUAUAAGGUUAAGCCCAAAGUCGAUAAAGAUGGAGCUGUCCCAAGAAACGCCAAACCCAAACCUUUGAACUACACACAAAAUACAGGAGUUUAUGUGGAGCCCAGAUUUAGUAAACAGACCCAGACAGUCCAGUGUGAAGAAGUAGUUGAUCAAUCAAGUAAUUUGUUUCACAGCUCAAAAGCUAGUCAAACGCCUGUUAGUGAAUGUAGCCAUCAAAAUGUGAAGGACAGCACGUUUGGUAAAAGCAUUUCUAUGGAAGUCAACAAUGAGCAGAGCCCUAGAAAAACCCACUCGGGCAUGAAAAAAAGUCUCACUUUACCAAACCCUAACUCAUCAAAUUCAGAGUCAGAGAGGACCAGCAAAAAUUCAAACAAAGUAGAUCAGAUGUUAAACAAACUGAAGCAAAGAUUCAGUUCUAAACGGUCUGAUGAGGAUUUAUCCUUUCCAUGGAAAUGGAGGCGAGCCUCUCAAACCCUUUCUGUCAGUGGAUUAAGUGAUGUGAGCGCUGUCAGUGACAACAGUACCGACAGUACUAAAACACUUGAGGAGCAGGUCCAGCAAACAGAGAUGGUACCUAACAGUACAGAGGCCACAAGUAAGAAGUCACAAAAAAGAUUUGCUUCACUUGUCCCAAAUGAUAGAAAAUCAGCUGGAGGCCAGUUUGCCAUUCAGUCAGAAAAAUCUUCUAUUGAAAAUGAACAUAACUUUAGCACAGAGCAAACUUCUAAACCUAAAGUUCAUUUGACAGUCCAAAAUCCAGAAAAUAUCCAGUCUGACUCAGACCUUAGUGCUGGUAUGGCCUCCAUAACCACUGCUGCUUCUCAGUGUGGCAAGUCAACUCCCAGUCCCAGAAGCCCCAGGAGUCCUUUCUCCCCCUUUACAACUCUUACUCCUCUCUCACCAUUUUCCCCAUCUGAUGUAAUGGAUGACAAUGUCUUUUACAGCCCAAAAUUGCAACGUCACAGGGAGUCAACUUGUGAACCAGGGGAAGGAAUGAGCUUAGGUCCAAGGAGACGGGCUUCCACUGGCCCUCCAAGAAAUUCAGUCCUGGACAGCAGCCUUUUGACUUCUUCUUAUGCAGACCUGAAAUACGGGAUUGAGCCCGGAAGAAGCUUUUCUGUUAGCUCAGUUCUUUCCAAUCGUCCCUCAAAGUCUGAAAGGAAUUCUACUCGUUCCAGGUUUAUGAGUGUGGGAGAUCUUUCUCAGUCUGGGUUGUCUUGUGGAACUAGUGGCACAGGCUUGGAUCAGGGACCUUCAACUCCAAACUGGACUGAAGAAUUGGGUACAAAGCAUUACCGUCAGAUGUCAAAGUUUUACAGUGAUCCAGACAAAAUGCGAUCUAGGUCCCUGCCUAGAUCUUGGACCCAAUGUUUAUCAAGCUGUAACAUGGCAGCACCUUCUUCUCAACCCGCUACCACCUCGAAACUAGCUCGCCUUCGGGGUCCUAGCAUUAACACAUGUCAUUUUGCAUGGGAUACAGAGGGUCCCCCUACUCCUCCUCCAACCCCUCCCCUCUCACCAGUCUCCAAAUGCAUGUCCAAAGCUUUCAACCUUCCUUCUCCUACAUUACCUUGCACAUCUGGAGUCCUGCAGCAGCCAGAUGGCCAACCUUCUAGAGUAAAUUUGCCCUCCAAAGGUUACAUGGCAAGCCUGGGCACUUUUGACGAAUCCUCUGACAGCAGCUCCGACACCACAACAGAUGAUGAAUAUUACUUAGAACCAGAUGAUGAUGGAGAGAAGGAGACAGAGCUGUGAUAGAAGAAGACUUUAUGCUCAAAUAAGCGAUGGCAUGGCAUGAAAGAUGGUAUUAAUUUUUGUCAGUAAUUACCUCUGUCCUUUUAUUUUGUCUUGGUUAAGUAAAAUAUCUAAAUUAAUAACUGGAAAUUUUGGUUACUGUUUAAUUAUGCUCUUACUUUCCUUAUAGUCCUACUGUAGUAAAAAGCAUGAUAUAAGCUCAGCAAGAUUCUUGGUUGGACGGGCUUAUGUAUGUACACUGUACUUGUGUAUGAUUGUAUUUGUGCUUUUUAUAAUUGACAAAUUAGGUUUGGUUGCAUGGCACUAUGCAAAAGAGGUAUUAAGAUUUAAUUUGUUGGAAUAUAACAGGGCAAGAUUUGAUCCAGGUUUUCCGGAUCCUACAGUAGCAUAAAUGGCACAAGUGUCAUCACUUUUAGACUCUGCUGAUUUGAUGCUAAGAUUGCUGGGUGUAAAACUUUUUUUAAAUCGUUUUAAGGUUGUUUUUUUAGGUAUCUAAUAUGACUGCAUCAUAUUUUAGUUCUGAAAAUAAUGCAGACCUUAUGAAUAGUUAAAUCGAGGAUAAACUUGUGAGAAACAUCUGAAGAACAUUCAGAACAAUCUGGUCAAAAUUGUUGGUUACUGCAGAGUUCUCCUUAGUCUACUCAUGUUUGUGUUCCCAGACAAACAAACACUCCCACUGUAUCACUACCAGAACACCGAACUCAUUUAAGUUUUGAAAGACAAUUUGUUUUGAAUUUGGAUGCAACCCAGUUGAUUCAAUAUCAAUUUGUGUCCAUUUUUGUUGGAUGCAUUUGUUGAAAACUAGAUAGUGUGCACCUCUUACCAGUUGUUAAGCACAGUAGUGGAGUGCUGAUGAUUUGGGAUAGGGAUUUUAUUUAUUUAAAGCUACACAAUAUAAAAAACUUGGAUUAAGUUAUUUUAGAUAUUCUAGAUUCAAAGUAUUUUGUUUAAAAAAACAGUCACAUCUGACUGGGAGUUUAACAAUAACUGUAUCUAGCAGCUCAACAGGGUGUUGCCCUUUUCAAACUCCAGACCUGACUUGAGGUCAGUCUACAGCACUUCGGUGAACUUUGAUGGAAAAAGUUCACACAGAUUGACCUAGGGCUUGAACAGAGAAGUGGAUCAUAGUUCUCCAAAAUCAUGCGAGAGAUAAAUAAACAAAAAUAUUUUUUCAAGAGGUGUUUUUGAAAAAUAAAAUCAAAACUUUUUUUUUACAUCUGCUUAGUUGUCUAUUUUAUUUAAAGAUUGUUAAUGAUAUUUUUAUUUGUUUAAUUUAAAGACCUAGUGAGGACAAGAUGUUAAGCUCUGAUGUAUUUAACUUCAGAAAUUAAAGAGGGUGUACUUCUUUGCCCACAUGUAUGUACAUAUAAAUAUUAAUAUAUGUGUAGUUAUUUUGAAAAGCAAAGAUUUGUUCAACUCAACCCCCGUCACCUUUAGGUUUGUUUUUUCUGCCAUUUCAGAAUCUGUCUCCAAAUAUUGCAUAGCCACUCAAAUAUUUUCUAAACUCCUUCUUUGGAAUAUUGUUGUAGAAAUUGUACAUUGGGAUGAAAUGACAACAUAAUUAAAUAUUUGCUAAAAUAUAAAAUGCUGGUGCCUAAUCUUAUGUGUAGAGAUGAUCUCAAAUCUUAAUAUAUCUGUUUUAUAAUAAAAGUGAUGUUUCUAAUGAC